AUGCCGUCAGACGCAGAACACGACGAGGCUGCCUCUCCCGAGGACAAUUACAGGCCUGCAAAGCGGAAGAGGAUCGCACUAGCAUGCCACAGCUGUAGAGAGCGCAAAGUCCGGUGCGACGGAAGCAAGCCGCUCUGUGGGCCGUGUGGCAAGCGGGGCGAAGAUGCCUCGAACUGUAGCUACACGGUCCUCGCAAACAGCGCCAAGCGGGUCAGCGAGCAAGAAUACAUUGAAUCUCUCCAGUCUCAGGUGCGAGACCUACAGCAGGUCAUUACCGACCUAAGACAACAUUCAGGGGCAGCCUGCAGUAGCCAAGGCCUGGGUCACGCCACCAAUCCAGCUGCAGGGAACCGAACAUCUGAAGGCAUUAAUCAUGACGACCAAGGGCCAGCCACUACAUCAUCGGCUGGGGAUACCAUUUCACACGGGCAAAGUUCAUUAGCGAAUGAUGACAAUCCACCCCUCAGGCCAGAACAUCAUACAUUCCCUCCAACGCUAGAUGCAGGCAAGGAGCCAAGUGGUCCCAGCCCUAUCAGUGCCAUGGGAGCUACCAUCGCCGUCCAGACCGAGCCACUCAUUUCAAGAGGAAAUGAGUUUUAUGGGCAAUCAUCUGUCUUGUCCCUGCUGCGAGAGAUUCCCCAGUCAGAGGGCCAACACACAGGUCAACAUGCCCAAGCUAAUCCAGCUGAGCGUCAACCGAAUACACCUAGAGGACACUCCUCCGGUAUUCGCUCAGCUGGGAGCAGUUUGGGCGCGAUGCUGCAAUCACAAUAUGCACUACCACCCCGCGAGAUUGCGGACAAUCUCAUGCUCCUCUACUUCUCGCACGUACACGUACUUUACCCAUUGAUCCAUUCCCUGGGUUUCCAGAGUCGAUAUGAAGCGCUCUGGACUCGAAGCGGAUAUCAAGAUCCGCAAACUGAUGACGGCCCCGACAUUGGCCUCGGAAGUAGUGGAUGCCCACGGCCUGUGUUUUUCUGCGCUCUCAAUGCCAUGCUUGCGCUGGGGUGCCAGUUCUCGGAUCUGUCGCCGGAGGAAAAGGACGGGGCAUGUGCCACGUUCUAUGGCAGAAUGAAAGAUCUCCUGCACAUUGAACUUCUCGAUAAUGGCACCGUCUCUCAUGUGCAGGCCUUGCUUCUGGCGGGCCAUUACUUGCUUUGCACCCAGUACCCAACUCGCUGCUACAACAUUAUCGGGCUUGCAUGUCGCAUGGCUGUCGGCCUUGGACUCCAUGCGAAUAAAUGUUCCGAACGUCACUCAUUCACCGAGAUUGAGAUCCGGCGUCGAGUAUGGUACGGCUGUCUACAGAUGGAAAUGACUGUAAGUAUGACUCUGGGUCGUCCACCGUCAAUGCGCAUUAUCAACGAUGUGCCGCUCCCCAGUCCCAUCGACGACGCGCAUCUCCCCCUCCAUGGAAAUGGAAGCCAUCAGCCAGAAGGGCCCUAUUCCGUCAAUCUCUUUACCGUUGAAAACAUCAAACUUGCAAAGAUCCUUGCCAUCAUCCUGGACCAGAUAUACCACCCAGCGUCGACAGAGCCUUCAUUCAGAAGCCACCCGGUCUCGCAUCCAAAUCAUCAAGACCUAAGCACAGUGAUGCACCUUGAUACCUUGCUGGAGGAUUUCAAAAACUCACUACCUGAUGAGAUACACUGGGAUCGUGUCGCAGAAAUGUCUACAGAAACCUCAUUGGUUAUAAAACGCCAGUCCAAUGUUCUCCACGCACGAUAUCUCCACUUAAAGAUCCUUCUUUACCGCCCAAACUUCUCCUGGUUCUGCUCGUCGACGCGCUCGGAACUGCAAAGGCGUGAGCACGUCGACUCAUCCAAUGCAACCCCGGGUCGUCCAAAGGAAAGCAAGUUAGCAAUGGCCUUGCUAGCUCCAUGCGCCGUGGCCUGCGUUGACGCAGCCUGUGAUCUUGUCAGAUUGCUGGAACGUGCCAAAAGUGAAGAUGCCACUGCCGCAUGGUGGUUCGGCUUAUUCUAUCUCAUAACGUCCGGGACCAUCCUUAUUCUGGCGGAGUGCAUACAGUCAAAUAAACCACACUUUGACCAAGCACAACUAGACGCAGCGUGGGAGAGCUGUCUUAGGACCUUGAAACACAUGGGUGACAGUCAUUCCCGAGCUCAAGGCUAUAUACAAUCGCUCAAGCUUUUACGAGAGCGCGCUCUAUCAACGUAUAGUACUACUCGCGAACAAUCCAGGCAACCUACGUCAGCGUCUCAGCACCGCCAGACUACAAACGCCGAUACCAUUCCACACUCUGUGCACCCACAAUCUAGAAAUCGGGUUAGUGAGAUGGAUGACAGAGGUGACGAAGAAGGAGUUGCUCUUGGUUGGGUGGACGACUUUGAUGAGUUUGGAGUCACGCCUUUGCUCGAGAACUGGGAGGCCGGCCUUGAGAACAUCAUGAUGCCUUCCAACAUCGGAGGGGACUUUGGAAUCGGAUAUCCUGGAUCCAGCUUUUUAUGAAUUAGAGACCGAGGCGUCAUUGAAUCUCAAAUGCAUUUCACAUUUAAA
This is a messenger RNA of Ilyonectria robusta, 2517 nucleotides long. Its product is annotated as fungal-specific transcription factor domain-containing protein. Gene Ontology annotation, biological process: DNA-templated transcription; positive regulation of transcription from RNA polymerase II promoter by galactose. NCBI's taxonomy places the organism in Eukaryota, Fungi, Ascomycota, Sordariomycetes, Hypocreales, Nectriaceae. The transcript has 6 exons. The record is from RefSeq and is a predicted model, not a curated record. Bases 1 to 2469 code for a protein of 822 amino acids. Gene Ontology annotation, molecular function: zinc ion binding; DNA-binding transcription factor activity, RNA polymerase II-specific; RNA polymerase II cis-regulatory region sequence-specific DNA binding. Gene Ontology annotation, cellular component: nucleus.